This is a messenger RNA of Plasmodium fragile, 1023 nucleotides long. RefSeq lists its product as uncharacterized. Lineage: Eukaryota; Apicomplexa; Aconoidasida; Haemosporida; Plasmodiidae. The transcript has 2 exons. Bases 1 to 1023 code for a protein of 340 amino acids. The record is from RefSeq and is a predicted model, not a curated record.
AUGAGUAAUUCAUUUUCAAUCUCCUUACCAGUUGAUGGAAGCACCGUCCAAGGCACCUUCGUUUAUUACCCAAACAAAAUGAAGCCCAAGAUGUGGAUAGGGAACUACAAUAUUUUGAAUCCAGAAGAUAUCCUUUGCAAAAAUGUGGCUGAGAAAAUUGGGAUGACUGAAGCUGAGUGGAAAAACUACGUCCAGGCGAGAAGGAACGAACAGGAGCAACCUAGCAAUGUCCAAAUCAUCCCCAACUUUGAUUCUUCGCCAGGAAAACACUCUAUGUCUUUAAAAGAAAUGAUGAAGGGAGGCACUGUCGCACCUUUUUAUAGCGAGGAUGGAGAGCUUCCAUCAUACGGUGGAGCCCCAUUUCUUGCCACUGACCCAUUUCGUGCUCAUGAAAAAAAAUAUAAAAAACAAAAUUAUCAGGACAUUGACCAACAAUCCCAAAGUAACAGUUGCACUAUUAAAGAUACCGGAGCUGACGACGAUAUAUAUGACGACAUGAAUAGCACAAAGGAAGACGAAGCGGGGCUUUUCUACAGAGUGGACAACGUAGCGACGGUAGAACAAACACAUGUCCUGAGCAAACAGAAAAGGGGUGACUACACUGGGGAAGAAAAACACGAACAGGAAAGACAAAAAUAUAUACAAAAAUUAAACAACGAAAUUACUAACAUAAAUGCACACCAAGAAAGAAUAAUUAAUCAGAAGCGAAAAGAUCUGCUCGCUUACUCAAAGUCCAACUCAAGUCAACUGCCCCCGCCACAGAAUAAUAGCGGAUCCUUUGGAACGAAAAAUAUACCACGUUCAACAAAACAGGAUAUGAAAAAUAUAAUCACUGAACUUAUAAAUGAUAACAAUAAAACGGUUACUUCGAAAAUGUAUUCCUUAAGAACGAACAAAAAGGAAGGCUAUGCCGAUUUGUCGUCCAUGAGUACGAAGGGAAGUCUGGACAUGAAGACAUUCUCUAUUGAUAAGGACAACUCAUUGAGUAAGAGGGUACACGUAAAGAGGACCUUGGUGAAGUGA